UGGGGCCCCUGUGUCCUCACCCACACUCAAGCCAAACCCAAAAAUGCCUAUGCAAGGUACCAGGGGCAUCUCAUGGGGCCCCCUACUGACCCCGGGCCCUCGGGCAGGGGCCCCAUGAGAUGCCCCUGUGUCCUUGCCCAAACUCAAAAAAGCCUAUGAAAAAGGUACCAGGAGCAUCUCAUGGAGCCCCCUACUGACCUCGGGCCCUUGGGCAGUGCCCGAGUUUCAAAAUGGUCAGUCCGCCCCUGUAUAUACAUGAUUUUUGAGCAGCCCUGCUGCCCUGUAGCA
Molecule: messenger RNA, 288 nt
Organism: Staurois parvus
Lineage: Eukaryota; Metazoa; Chordata; Amphibia; Anura; Ranidae
Source: the annotation of a GenBank genome assembly